AUGAAUUCGGAAGCGCGGCCACCUAGCGCGCAGACGCCCUACCCAUUGCUUGCCGAGUCGACGGCGUAUCGUAAGGUGUUGAAACAGGUGAGCGCCGGCGUAUUGGGACAACACGGAUUCGACGCAGUGCCAGCGAUUGGUCUUGAUUCGAUCGCGCGCGUGAUGGAGACUUACCUCCUGGCGCUUUGUGAUGGGACGAAGCACGCCGUUGAGAGUGCUGGCCGUUCUGCGCCUACAGUCACGGAUGCGAUGGUCUCCUUUGCCAACUUGGGCAUUGAUCAAGAAGCGUUCAUCCAGCACUGCUACCGAAACAAAAACGAAGUUGUUUCCAUCCCUACGCCACGUCAAGAGAACCCUCAGCGGACGCAGAACACGCUUCAGGUCGGAAAGACGCGCCUCCAUCCGCCGCACGUCCCAGAAUCGUUGCCGCCAUUUCCGGAUCCGCACACUUACAUCAAAACGGAGAUCUGCGCCGAUCCGGAGAUCAGCUACGAAAAGGUGCGCGACCAGAUGGCGCAAGGCCAGCGCGAUGCCGUGAGAAACAUUGUCGAUCUGAUGCAACGCCAAUACCCGUCGACCUGCCUCUUCCGCGACUACAUGGAGCAGACGAAGAAAUGGGCCGAGAAGACUGUUGUUGAAGGUGAAGAAAGACGUCGGCGUGAGAAGCAGCGGCGCGGUUUGGCGAACAGCAACUCGGGAGCGGCCCACAUAAAAACGGAGCAGAGCGACGACGCGAUGGAAAUCGGAGGUUCUGAUGUGGCCGAGGGCUCGAGAACGGGUCGUCAUUUGUACGAAGACGACGAUCAGUAUGGAUUGCCCGAAAACGUGUCCACGUUGAUCCGACGCAAGAUUCCGGUCUACUGUUCUAUUCUCGACCUUCAACCCGAAUUCCGGCCCUAUUUGAACUGCUUGGCCACCGAUGAUGAUGCCAAGGAUGAUGACGGCGACCUGAAACGCGAGCCCGUCAAGCGGAAAGCAAAGGAUGAAGCUUCUGAGAAUUCCGACAAUCCCUUCUUCCGGCAGCCCCGCGUCGCGCAAGAGCCCGUCAGAGUGAAGAGCGAAGGCAGCGAGAUGGAAACC
Messenger RNA from Mesorhabditis spiculigera, 1080 nucleotides. The record is from the annotation of a GenBank genome assembly. NCBI's taxonomy places the organism in Eukaryota, Metazoa, Nematoda, Chromadorea, Rhabditida, Rhabditidae.